Dromiciops gliroides (monito del monte) is the source of this 1730-nucleotide messenger RNA. Its product is annotated as alpha-L-iduronidase-like. Bases 279 to 1103 code for a protein of 274 amino acids. Lineage: Eukaryota; Metazoa; Chordata; Mammalia; Microbiotheria; Microbiotheriidae. Gene Ontology annotation, molecular function: L-iduronidase activity; protein binding. The record is from RefSeq and is a predicted model, not a curated record. The transcript has 8 exons.
GCUGCCCCCUUAAGUGAUUCCCAAGGUCCUUUCUAGCUCCUGUGACUCCCUGGGGCCUGAGAAGGUGGCUAGAAACACCUGGUGGAGCGCCCAGUGGUGGGUGGGAAGCACCAUCUGUUCCAGGCUACCCCUCCUUCUAGGUCAUAGCCCAGCAUCAGAACCUGCUGCUGUCACAGGCCAGCAACACCCUGAACUAUACCCUGCUGAGCAAUGAUAAUGCCUUCCUGAGCUACCACCCACACCACUUUACCCAGAGGACACUGACUGCCCGCUUCCAGAUGAACAACACCAAGCCACCCCAUGUGCACCUGGUCCGAAAGCCGGUGCUCACUGCCAUGGGGCUGCUGGCUCUGCUGGGUGAAAACCAGCUGUGGGCAGAGGCUCAGUGUGAUGGGCUUCUGGUGGACAGCAAUCACACACUGGGAGUACUAGCCGCCUCCCACUGGCCCGAGGAGCCAUCUUCAUCAGACAGCUGGCAGGCUACCGUGCUGGUGUAUGCCAGUGACGACAAUCGAACAUCUGCCAACCUCAGCACAGUCACCAUACGGCUCAACAAUGUCCCACCAGCCUCUGACCUUGUCUACAUGACCUACUAUAUGGACAAUAAUCUCACCAGUCCUUACCUGGAGUGGAAGAAACUUGGCUCACCUGUCUUCCCCACCAGAAAGCAAUUUCAGCAAAUGAGAGAGACUGAGGAUGCAGUAACCACGGGUCCAUUCCCAUUUCCUGAAGAUGGCCAGCUGACCCUAAAGUGGGAGCUUCCGAUACCCUCAGUCCUUCUCCUUCAUGUGUGUUCAAGGCCACACCUUCCCCCAAACCAGGUGAAUGGCGUCCGAAUCUUGCCUCUCACCAGAGGGCAGAUCACUCUGCUCUGGGAUGAUAGCUGUGUGAACUCAAAGUGUCUGAGGACAUAUGAGGUUGAAUUCUCCCAACAUGGACAUAGUUACAGAGGGAUCAACAGGAAGGAGUCAACUUUCAACCUUUUUGUCUUUGCUCCAGACAAUGCCAAUGUCACUGGCUUCUACCGGCUCCGCGCUGUGGACUACUGGGGCCGCCCAGGCCCAUUCUCCAUCCCCAUUUACUACAAAGAGGCAGCGACAUGAGCAGGGUUGUCUGAGCAGACACAGAAGCAGCAGUCAGACAUAAAAACGACGGAACAUAUGGUCAUCCAUGAUGUCCCAACCCGAGGAAUCAUGGCUAGAUCUCAAUGAUUUCAGAGCCUAUGAAAGAGACUUCUGUAUUCUUCAAAGAAGACUCCCAGGAAGACUUGCAGAUGGCAGGCAGCACCAUAACCCAAGCAUUUGCCAUAAGGAUGGUGUUCUUGAAAUGACCGUGUACUUUUCCCACUAUGCUGAGAAUCAAAGGGGAUUAAAGAGGAAUUAGAUUAUAAGUCCUCUGGAGGUGGGGGAGAUGGCAUUUAUUUUGUGUGGGUAUAGAGAAUGCUUUUACUAACUGAUUCCCAUCACCAUUAUUUAUAUUGUUUCACAUCUUGAUUAAAUGCUUUUACUAUUGGAUUUGUCUCUUGUAUGGUCUAGCAAUAGAGAAUGCUUUUACUAACUGAUUCCCAUCACCAUUAUUUAUAUUGUUUCACAUCUUGAUUAAAUGCUUUUACUAUUGGAUUUGUCUCUUGUAUGGUCUAGCAAUAGAGAAUGGCUUGGAUGGGGGCUCAGGUUGUGAGUGGUGUGACUGACUGCCUCAAAUAGCCAUGCUGAACCUGGGCAAUAGCAAAG